Molecule: messenger RNA, 877 nt
Organism: Eutrema salsugineum
Lineage: Eukaryota; Viridiplantae; Streptophyta; Magnoliopsida; Brassicales; Brassicaceae
Exons: 2
Coding region: 168-635 (155 amino acids)
Source: RefSeq, a predicted model, not a curated record
UUUUACAUUCUUACAUAUUAACCCCACUUGCUCCCUCUCUUCUCCUUCUUCAUCUGACUCCUCUUCUCUCUCCCUCUCUCUCUCUCUGUUUCACCUUAAUGAACUCCCAGAAAGCGAACAACACUACACUAAAUCGAAACUAACCUUUCUUCGGUUUUAAUACAGAAAUGAGAGAGCUUGAGCGCUUGAAGACGAGCAUGAACCAUCCAUGGCCGCCGAUUGGAGCUCCGAUGAAUCUCCGGCGAGAAGAGCCGUGGAAAUCUCGAUUUGACGACUCAGUUAACGCCGUCUCCUUUGGGUUCGUCGCUACUGCGAUACUCAUUUCAAUGUUCCUCGUCAUGGCCAUCUUCGAGAGACUGAUUCGAACCACCACCACAACUACUAACCCAGAUUCCUCUUCGGGUAUGGACUCUCGGGUCGGGUUCAAUGGCCCUGCGACUAAGCUCGGUUAUCAAUCUCCCAAGAUGACUGUUUACGCAAACGGAGUAUCGGUAUUAAUGCCAGGAGAUGAUAUUCCCACUUUCAUAGCUCAUCCAGCCCCUGUGCCUUGUCCUCCUCAACACAUUUCACAGUCUCAGCAUCAACAUAGCUCAUCAAGAGAUUCCUCCAACUCAAACUCCAUUCAAGAAUGUUGAAGACUGUUUAUUUAUCUCGUACCACCAUUGGCUGAUUAAACAUUCGAGCGACCAACCACAUUGAGUAGAGUUGAGUAUGGCAUCGGAUGUUUUUGUUUUCUCAUUUUGUUUUUUUUUUGUUUCUCCCGGUGAGUUCGCUACAUUGAUUGGGUUCGGGGAAAUUAUCUAUCCGUAUUUGUGUACAUAGCUUUAGGAUCAGAAACCGGUUUAUGCCCUUAGCAUAAUUAAGCAUAUAUUCAAGA